Molecule: messenger RNA, 2345 nt
Organism: Poeciliopsis prolifica (blackstripe livebearer)
Lineage: Eukaryota; Metazoa; Chordata; Actinopteri; Cyprinodontiformes; Poeciliidae
Gene: ackr4b
Product: atypical chemokine receptor 4b
Exons: 2
Coding region: 132-1247 (371 amino acids)
Biological process (GO): G protein-coupled receptor signaling pathway; immune response; chemotaxis
Cellular component (GO): membrane
Molecular function (GO): chemokine receptor activity; chemokine binding; scavenger receptor activity
Source: RefSeq, a predicted model, not a curated record
UCAUUUCAGUCCUGGAGAAUACAAUAACGCACCUCCUCUGGACUCUGUCACAGUUUGAGCAGGGCUCACAAGAGGUUUUUCUAAUCCUUACCGCUCUAAGAAAAAAAAAAAAACUGCUGACAACAGGAAACAUGGAAGACUUCUACACCAGUGAUGAUACAGACAUCAGUUUCAACGAUUCUUAUGAAUACGACUAUGAACACAGCGUCUGUGAGAAAGAAUCGGUGCGUUCUUUUGGCAGCGUCUUCCUCCCAAUCAUCUACGCCCUGGCUCUGGUGGUAGGCCUGGCUGGGAAUGCCUUGGUGGUGGUGGUCUACACGUCCAAGUUGAGACUCCGGACCUUGACCGACAUGUGCAUCCUCAACUUGGCCAUCUCAGACCUGCUGCUGCUCUUCACCCUGCCGUUCUGGGCCGCCGACGCCGUCCAUGGCUGGAAGCUGGGCGUGGCUGGCUGCAAACUCAACUCCUUCCUCUAUAGCACCAACUUCAGUUGUGGCAUGCUACUGCUGGCAUGCAUCAGUGUGGAUCGCUAUCGGGCGGUGGCCCAAAACUCAGCAGGCAGAACUGGGACGGGUACCCGAGUCAGGAGGCAGUGGAUUCUGGUGUGUGCGGCACUGUGGGCUUUAGCCAGCUUUUUUGGCCUUCCUGAACUCAUCUUCUCCACGGUGAAGACUUCCCAUCACAGGACCAGCUGCACAGCCGUCUACCCAACCAAUAUGGCCCAACCUGCGAAAGCUGCCCUGGAGCUGCUGGAGGUCAUCCUCCGCUUUCUUGUUCCCUUCCUGGUCAUGGUGGCAUGCUACUCAUGCAUAGGCCGGGCGCUAACUAAAGCUGCUGGGGUGCGCAGAGAACGGAAAUGGCGCACACUUCGGGUCCUCCUUGCUGUCGUGGCCGUGUUCCUGCUCACCCAGCUGCCCUACAACGUAGUAAAGCUAUGUCGAGCGAUGGACAUCAUCUACCAUCUGAUCACGGACUGCGAAAUGAGCAAGCGCUUGGACCACGCUCGGCAGGUGACAGAGAGCCUGGCGCUCACCCACGCCUGCAUCAAUCCCGUCCUCUAUGCCUUCAUCGGCUCUUCCUUCAGAGGUCAUGUCCUGAAGGCUGCCAAGCACCUUGGACAGAGACUUGGAAGACACUCAAGGCAAGUCAAUGAGGAGCCAGCGGUGGAGAUCGCACUCCACUCAGCGAGCCAGAACCAGUCUCAGUCUGGUUCGGAGGACCAGGACACCAGCACAUUCACUAUCUGAGACUUUAGCAUGUACAGUGUUAGACAUCUUUACUGGUAUUCUUGGUAAAUAUGUGUUAAAAGCCUAAAAUUAAAUUCAUUUUUAUUGCAGUAGCAUAUUUUCAAACUAAAAGAAGUUGAGUAAAAAAAUCUCUUGCUAAGAAAUAUUUAUGGAACAAUAAUUGAUAACCCGUAAACUAUUUGCACUAACUAUCAUAGCCCAAAAACAGGACUCAUACUAUGACAUUUUCACAGAGGUAGUACACAAUUCUAAUUAAAGCAAAGUUGUCCAAACUACACAUUUACCAUUUUAAUGGUAGGUUAUUGAGACUUAAUGGAUGACUGUAAUUUAAUUGAACUAAAAGAUCAAUUUUUCUUAUAAAACUUAACAUGUUUAAGAUCAUUAGGACUUAAUUUUAGUUUUAUUUUUUUAUUUUUUGGCAUGCAACAAGUGCUCUCGCACAUAAUGUGAGGGUUGGGAAUGAAAUACUCUAAUUUCAAAAAUUAAUUGGUUUUACAUUUUUAUAACAAUUAUUUUUUAUCCAAAUUAUUUAAAUAUAAAAAGUUAAACAACCUGAAUUAACAUACUUUUUAUUCAAUAACCUUCAGUCACAAACACUGACGUAUUUAUUUACAGAUAAGCAAAUCACUUAGAAUAAUGUGUGUCGCCCUGGGGCACAUCAAUAAGAGGCAGGAGGAAACUGGAAUCUAACCCACAAUUUUCUGAUUGUAAGGCAGUACAUUAACUACUGAGUCACUCUCAAGACAUUGCUAAUGACUUCUUCAAGACUAAUAUUAUCAUAUUAAAGUGUUUUCAAAGUCUUGCAGAAACCCUCUUCUUAAUUUUACAGUAUGUGAUUUUCCUACUGUAAUAAAAGUGGAAUUUGUAGAAGGCUUUUUGCAGAUAUUUACCACAGGCACACCUAAAAUUCUCUGAUACUAUAUGCCUAUUUACUUGAUAUAUAUAUUUACAUGCAUUAGUCGUCAUACAAGCUAGACAGGAGUAGCCGCACAUAACUUAACGGCUAAAAAGAUAUGUAAUAUAACGUUAUAUGCAUUAAGCUAAGUGUUUUGUAAAAAAUAUGUAUUUUCUUAAAUAAAAGAACAAAGCCUUCAGCGA